Molecule: messenger RNA, 5846 nt
Organism: Camarhynchus parvulus
Lineage: Eukaryota; Metazoa; Chordata; Aves; Passeriformes; Thraupidae
Product: diacylglycerol kinase beta-like
Exons: 25
Coding region: 712-3330 (872 amino acids)
Biological process (GO): diacylglycerol metabolic process; lipid phosphorylation; intracellular signal transduction
Cellular component (GO): plasma membrane
Molecular function (GO): ATP-dependent diacylglycerol kinase activity; calcium ion binding
Source: RefSeq, a predicted model, not a curated record
CUUCCUCUCCCUCCCGGCCCGGCCGCCCGGUGCCGGAGGAGGCGGGCGGAGCGGAGCGGAGCGGGGCGGGCCGGGCCCGUUCGCAUCCCCAUCCCCAUCCCCGCCCCGCGGCGGGAGCGCCGGGCUGAGCAGCGCUGCCAGACACCGCCAGCCCCGGAACCGCCGGGCUGAGCAGCUCUGUCCGGAACCGCCGGGCUGAGCAGCUCUGUCCGGAACCACCGGGCUGAGCCACCCUCCAGGGCAUCGCCAGCCCCGGAGCCGCCGGGCUGAGCAGUUCUGCCCGGUACCGCCAAACCCGGAACCGCCGGGCUGAGCAGCUCUCCCGGUACCGCCAGCCCCGGAACAGCCGGGCUGAGCAGUUCUGCCCGGUACCGCCAGCCCCGGAGCCGCCGGGCUGAGCAGCUCUCCCGGUACCGCCAGCCCCGGAACCGCCGGGCUGAGCAGCUCUCCCGGUACCGCCAGCCCCGGAGCCGCCGCCGGAGCGCCCCGGCCGGUCCCGCCGAUGGCACCGCGCUGCUGCCGCCAAGCUGACCAGGUGCCCUGAAGCUCUGGGCUGGCUUCUCCCAGGCUCAGCAGGAUGAUGGCAGCAGCGCCAGAGCCAGCCCUGCCCCUCGCCCUGCCGAUGUGACCGAGCUCUGCUGGGACCUGUGGCACUGAGGCUGGCACAGAGGCAGUGGCUGGUGGCCCCUGCAGUGUCCCUGCUGCCCAAAGAUGAGUGAUGGCACGUGGAUCUCGCUCAGCCCCACGGAGUUUGCCCAGCUCCAGCAGUACACAGACUACUCCAGCAAGAAGCUGAAGGAUGUUCUGGAGGAGUUCCACGGGGACGGUGUCCUCUCGAGGUACAACCCCGAACAGCCCAUCGACUACGAGGGCUUCUGCCUCUUCAUGAAGACCUACCUGGAGGCUGACGUGCCUGAGGAGCUCUGCCAGCACCUCUUCACUUCCUUCAAGCGUAAGAUCUGCCCAGCCUCCCCCGAGAGCCAGCAGCAGAGCCCUGGAGUGUCCCAGCCCAGCGCCCUGGGGAUCAAUGGGAAAACCCUUCGAAGUGCUCUGGGACGACACACUCCAGAGCCCAAGGGCAGCACAGCUGAGCCCCAGCCAGCAUCCCUCACCCUGGCAUCCAUCCCCAAUGCCUCCCCCAGCUGGUCCAGAUCAUCCUCCCAGAAAUCCACCACUGGCACCACCUCUGCUCACAACUCCUCGGGCUCUUCCAAGAUCUCCUCCGUGUCUCUGCUCAACCCUCAGUCACCAGGCACGAGGAGCGUGGAGAAGAGGCUGCCCUUCAGCCUGAGGAAAGGCUCCAGCUCCCUGAAGGCCACCCCUCCUCCUCCUCCCACCCCCGUGGCCCAGGUGGUGCACCUGAAGGACAUUGUCUGCUACCUGUCCCUGCUGGAGAGGGGACGAGCAGAGGACAAGCUGGAGUUUAUGUUUCGCCUCUACGACACCGAUGGAAAUGGGCUCCUGGACAGCUCGGAGCUGGAUCGUAUCAUCAACCAGAUGGUGCACGUGGCUGAGUACCUAGAGUGGGACUCCACCGAGCUGAAGCCUAUCCUGAAGGCCAUGAUGGAGGAGAUAGACUACAACCACGAUGGCACUGUGACCCUGGAGGAGUGGAUCCGGGGUGGCAUGACCACCAUCCCCUUGCUGGUCCUGCUGGGCAUGGAGACAAACGUGAAGGAUGAUGGGCAGCACGCCUGGAGGCUGAAGCACUUCAAGAAACCUGCCUACUGCAACUUCUGCCGCACCAUGCUGCUGGGGGUGCGCAAGCAGGGCCUCUGCUGCUCCUUCUGCAAGUACACAGUCCAUGAGAGGUGUGUGUCCAAAGACAUUGCUUCCUGCAUCAGCACCUACGUUAAAUCCAAGAAAAACACAACUGUGAUGCAGCACACCUGGAUCGAGGGCAACUCGCCUGCCAAGUGUGACAGAUGUCACAAGAGCAUCAAGUGCUACCAGGGCAUCACUGGCCUGCACUGUGUCUGGUGCCAGAUCACGCUCCACAACAAGUGUGCCUCCCAUGUGAAGCCAGAGUGUGAUGGGGGCCCGCUGCGGGACCACAUCUUGCUGCCAUCCUACAUCUGCCCAGUCGUCCUGGACAGGCAGUCCCACUGCCGGCGCUCCGAGAGCGACUCCCCUGCCAGCACCAGCCCCGAGGACAGCCAGGCCUUCAAGUUCAACUCCACCACAGUGGAUGGCCAAGGGCUGCAGAUCAGCCCUCAGCCCGGGACGCACCCGCUGCUCGUGUUUGUGAACCCCAAGAGUGGAGGAAGGCAAGGGGAGCGGGUGCUCCGGAAAUUUCACUACCUGCUCAACCCACGCCAAGUGUACAACCUGGACCGUGGCGGGCCCACGCCAGGGCUGAACUUCUUUCGGGACACCCCAGAUUUCCGUGUGCUGGCCUGUGGAGGGGAUGGCACCGUGGGAUGGAUCCUGGACUGCAUAGAUAAGGCAAACCUGGUGAAGCACCCGCCGGUGGCCGUGCUGCCCCUGGGCACGGGCAAUGACCUCGCUCGGUGCCUGCGCUGGGGAGGAGGCUAUGAAGGAGGCAACCUGAUGAAGGUGCUGAAGGACAUAGAGCACAGCACAGAGGUGAUGCUGGACCGCUGGCACAUCGACAUCAUUCCCACUGACAGGGAGGCCAACGGGGAUCCUGUCCCAUCCUCCAUCAUCAACAACUACUUCUCCAUUGGGGUGGACGCCUCCAUCGCCCACCGCUUCCACAUCAUGAGAGAAAAGCACCCCGAGAAAUUCAACAGCAGGAUGAAGAACAAGCUGUGGUACUUCGAGUUUGGGACCUCAGAGACCUUUGCAGCCACCUGCAAGAAGCUCCAUGACCAUGUUGAGGUUGAGUGUGAUGGGACCCUGCUGGACCUGAGCACCACAUCCCUGGAGGGCAUUGCUGUGCUCAACAUCCCCAGCAUGUACGGGGGCUCCAACCUCUGGGGAGAGACCAAGAAGCAGCGUGGCUACAGCAGGCUGGGCAAGAAGGGGCCAGAGAAGGUGCCAGGCACGGUGGUCACCGACGCCAAGGAGCUGAAAUUCUGUGUGCAGGACCUCAGCGAUCAUCUCCUGGAGGUGGUGGGGCUGGAAGGCGCCAUGGAAAUGGGGCAGAUCUACACGGGGCUGAAGAGCGCGGGGAAGAGGCUGGCCCAGUGCUCCUCCGUCAUCAUCAGGACGUCCAAGCUGCUGCCCAUGCAGGUGGAUGGGGAGCCCUGGAUGCAGCCGUCCUGCACCGUGAAAAUUACCCACAAAAGCCAGGUGCCCAUGCUGCUGGGGCCCCCCCAGAAGAGCAGCUUCUUCUUCCUGAAGAGGAGGAACCGAACUCGGGAUUAAAGCCUAACCCAAGGAUCCACAGCCUGGAGCACUCAGCAUCCCAGCAUCCCACCUGGGAAUUAUUUAUCCUGGGAAGGUCUUGUGGGCUCCUUCCUGACCACCAGGAGCAUCCUCUCGAGCUGGGAUGGAAGAAGGGGGAGAAGGCAGGCUGGAGCAGUGAGCACAUUUGCUGGAGCAGCACUAGGACUGGGAUUUUAUUUUUUUUCCCCCUUUAUUUAAAUUCCCUCCAGCCAAGCUGCCAGUGAAUGUGCUCCUGAGGCAGCACUGAGCUCCAUUUAUUUAUUUAUCCUCCUCCUGAAGACCACUUGAUGUCUCAGUGCAGUGGCUUUGUCCCCCAGUCCAUGCAAUGGGAGGAAUUAUUUAUUUCUUUAGCCCAGAGGAGCCAUCUCAGGCUGAGAGAGAUGCAAGAACCAUUGCUGCCAGCCCAGUGGGACAGGCUGGGGACAGACAGUGCACAGGGACAAGCCUGGGCUGGAUGGCAGGAGAUUGUGUUUUUACAGGGAAAUGGCAAAAAAAAGGGAAUUCUGGGGGAAGCAGCCCCAGCUCUGGGCUUUGUGUUUAUAUUUAUGUAUUUAUUUAGCAAACUUUGGACAAAAAAGGGACUCUGGGGGUCACCUCUAUAGGAGCCCAGAUUGGACACAGACAGCACCUCCUUCUCUGCUGGACUUUUCCUCUCUCCUAAAUCCUGCCAGCCUGUCCUGGGGGCUGGAGACCAGAAACUCUUCUCCCUUGAAGGUGUCCCCAGCACCUUUUACACAUGUCCCAGUGUGCUCUGCCAGGCUGGUGCUGCCCCUGGGCUGCAGGCAGUGGGGCAGGUGCUUGCAGCUCCCUUUCUGUAGGGCCAGCUCUCCCCACAGCCCUCUCCAAACCCAAGAAGCCUCACAGAUGGUGGCAGCUGGGGGUGCACAUGCAGGUUUUGGUGGCAUCACCCCUGCAUGGACAGAGCAGGGGAUGCAGUUUCUCUCCAGGGACCAAAAAGCAGAUGGAUGCAAGGAGUUUGUGGUGGUCUGAAUGCACUCCCAGGGGCCAGGAGCUGGCAAGGCUGCCCAUGGGAAGGGGCCAGCAGUCACCCAGUGCCUCCAGCAGUGGGCCUGCAUGCAGGAUGCAGCCACAUCCUGAGUUAAACCUGCUCCCUUGGGCUGGUGGAGGCUCCUGCACUGCUGGGAGCAGGAAAACUCCUGCUUGUCCCCACUCUGUCCCUGCUCCAGGGCUGGGACAAGCCCCCCUGUCCUCCCAGUGCCCACUCAGCCCCUGCUGAUGCUGCAGGUCCCCCUUCAGCAGCAUUGUCCUGGCAGAGGGUGCUGCCAGCACUGCUCCAGAGUGGCUGGGAGGGACCUGCUGGUGACCUGUGCACAGGCAGUGUCACCACAGUGCAUCAAUCCACUGUUGUUCUCCUUCUUCUCCAUCUUCUUCUCCACCUCCUUCUCCUUCUCGUCCUUCUUCUCCUUCUUCUCCCUCUUCUCCUUCUUCUCCUUCUCCUUCUUCUCCUCCUCCUCCUCCUCCCUGUCCCCCAGGGCAGCUGUUUAGGAGUUUCCAGGUGAAAGCAGAUGGAGCAAGGCCAGACAAAGCCCAGCUGCCUCCAUCCCCCAGCCCCUUGCCAAGGGCAGCAGUGCCUCACAGCCCCACACUUGGGGAGGGUGACAAAACCACCUCAGCCACCUCCAGAGCUCUGCCAGCAGGAGGGUGACAGUCUGGGGGGAUGGCAGCACACAAGGUCAGCAGGUUUGGUUCUGUUUCCCUGCCCUCAGGGCAGGGUUUCAUCCCAGGUGAGGAAUCAGCAGUGCAGGGGCACUCAGCUGUGGUUUCCCUGCCCCUUGCCCCCGUCACAGUUUGCUGGGCUCUGGGCAAAGAGCAGCACUGGGGGCUCUGCUGAGCUUUGCUGUGUCUGUGGUGGCAGAGCUGGGGCAGCAGGAGGGCACUGAGCCUGUCCCUGCUCCCUUGGCCUGGAACCCAGGGCUGAGCACCCAGCCACGUCCUGCAGGGCACAGGGAGCCCAGGGCCACCCCUCUGGGCCGUGGCACAGUGACACACCAGCAGCAGCGCUCUGCCAGGCUCCAACGGUGGCCAGGGAGGUGAUCCCUGCCCCAGGGGCUCCAUCUGCUCCCACACUGCCAAAGGCAUGGCCCAGCAGGCCUGCCAGCCCCCACCUCCUCACCCUGGUGGUGCCAAGGUCCCGAGCCCAGCAGGACCCGCAGGGGCUGGGCUCCAUCCCAGCUGUCCCUGGUGCAGGGAGGAUGAAGCCAUUGCAGCUGGGGGGCACCCGAGGCCUUCACCCCCCCGUUCCCCAGUGCCUCCCAGUUCAGCCCAGCUCCCAAGGGCGUGGGGUGGAACCAAACCCCCAGAGGAGCCCCUGGGCACUGGGGAGCCCCAGCUGGAGCCCCAGGGGCUCAGCCCAGUCCCUGUGUGUGUGUGUGUGUGUGUGUGUCCCGUGGUGGUGCGUGGAGUGGUGUCCGUCGCGCGUCCUGCCGUGUGGCCCCGGGUGCUGUGGCCUUGCCUCCAAUAAAGAUGAUCAUGAA